ACUCCUCAUGUAGAUCAAUCACCUCAUUUUAUUCACCUAGUUCAAUUGAAGACCAGCAGACAAGAUCAUUAGCGCACUCAUUUAAAGAAAAAUUAUCUGUUCGUAAAAGCAUGAAGAAAUCAUCGCAUCAUUUGUUUAUGCGUGGUAAAAAUAACAGUCAACCAACUCAACUGUAUGAUGAUGGAACCAAUGCUAUCUAUCCACCUCCCCAGAAACAAACAGGUGAAAGGGAUCAGUAUGGAUUCUUAAAGACUUCACAAUGGGUGACAGAAGACGCUUAUGCUCGAUUUGAACAGACAUAUACACCUAUAGUCAAACGAAGAUUAUUAAAAUGGAGACAAAUUUUACAGGAGAAUAACGAUCAUUGGCCGCCUCGAAGCAGUAAACUCAAACGUUACAUCCGAAAAGGAAUUCCACCUGAGUUAAGAGGACAGGCUUGGCUUCAUUAUAGUGGUGCAAAGUCAAAGAUGGAAGCCAAUGGAGGUCUUUAUUAUGAGUUGGUAGAUCGUGCAGAACGUAUGGGCACAGAGAAUGAAAACAUGGACAUUAUUGAUCGAGAUUUACAUAGAACUUUUCCUGAAAACAAUCGAUUUCGACCUGAUGCCAAUGCCUCAGCAGAAGAGAAAAAGAACAUACCCAUUAUCAAAUCAUUACGCCGUGUCUUGCUUGCUUUUUCUCUUUAUUCCCCUGCCAUUGGUUAUUGUCAAUCCUUGAACUAUAUUGCAGGUAUGCUCUUGUUGUUCAUGACAGAAGAAGAAGCCUUUUGGACAUUUGUGGUUAUGAUUACUGAAAUAUUACCACCCAACAUUUACGAUGUGACAAUGGAAGGGGCUAAUAUUGAUCAGAACGUGCUGAUGAUUUUGAUCUCCGAAAGGCACCCACUGUUAUGGAACAGAUUAUCAGACAACAAGUCAUUCUGGGAAUGCGAAGAACAAGAGUCUGUUGGGAUGCCUACUUGUUCCCUGGUUACGAGUCAUUGGUUCCUGACUUUAUUUAUUAAUAUUUUACCUGUCGAGAGCGUAUUACGUGUAUGGGAUUGUUUAUUCUAGUAAGUCAUGUCUGUCAUCAUGCGAUGUUUAAUACGUGAGGAUCAGUGAUGGUCAAAAAGUAUUAUUUCGCAUUGCUUUAGGUAUCUUUAAAUUAAAUGAAAAUGAAAUAUUGGCUGUACAAGACCCACUUGAAGUCUUUCAAGUCAUUCAAAACAUGCCAAAGCGCAUGAUAGACUGCAAUAAACUGAU
This is a messenger RNA of Gilbertella persicaria, 1238 nucleotides long. Its product is annotated as rab-GTPase-TBC domain-containing protein. Lineage: Eukaryota; Fungi; Mucoromycota; Mucoromycetes; Mucorales; Choanephoraceae. The transcript has 8 exons. The record is from RefSeq and is a predicted model, not a curated record. The coding region runs from base 111 to 1049 and encodes 312 amino acids.